UUCAUUUUUGGUGAUUUCCCUUCGCGUCUUCCGUUCGUCUCCCUUGCCAUUCGUUCGUCUUCCUCCUUCCGUUCGUCAGGUGACUCAGCUCAGAUUUCCUUCCGUCUUCUGUUCACGCCCAUUCUCCGUUGGUCGGCCAUUCUUCGUUCGCUUUGUUGUUGUUUGUGGUCGCGGUCGUUAAUUCCAUAAGCUUACUAGUCGUUCGUUUACAAGUUGGCGUUGCUGAUUGCUUCUGAUUUCAUUCGUCGUUCAUCUUCUUAAAUCUCUAUUGGGUUUCCUUCACUCAGAACUAUACGUGCCCAUAUAAUGGUUGGACGAUGGUGUGUGGGAAGAUGACAAACUUUUCUUUUGAAUAUUAAACCGACUUUAGUGGUAUGGCUGAUGAUAAAGUUGACAUUAUUAGGCCCUUAGUAGAAGCAAGUACAAACAGUUUUAAAAUAGAAAAGGGGGAUAGACUCAUAUUAAGGGGUCUAAAGUUUCACGGUUAUCAUGGAGUACAUCUCCGAGAAAAGGAAACAGGGCAAACUUUUUUGGUGGAUGUGGAUGCUUGGUUGGAUCUCCGGGCAGCUGGAAAAUCUGACAACUUGAGUGAUACUGUAAGCUAUACAGCAAUUUAUCGCAUAGCAAAAGAAGUUAUGACUGGACCAUCACAUGAUCUUCUGGAAUCAGCUGCAGAGGAAAUUUCUUCAAAAAUCAUGAUUCAGUACGACCGAGUAACUGCAGUUCGAGUAAAAGUUGCUAAGCCCGAUGUUGUCGUUGGUGGACCCAUUGACUACUUAGGUGUUGAAAUUUAUAGAAGUAGAGAUAGAGAUAUGCCAUUGCCAAUUUAACGUGCUUGUUGGUUCAAGCUAAUGCUGUACUUGCUUAAUGUUUUGAAGAAAGGCUGUGUAAAUUGUUAUCUGAACUGAUUUUUUAAACUGGGUCUUUAUUGCUUAUAAGAAAAUUAGUGAACUUAUCAUUGAUCAUUAAGCUCUA
Molecule: messenger RNA, 975 nt
Organism: Cucumis sativus (cucumber)
Lineage: Eukaryota; Viridiplantae; Streptophyta; Magnoliopsida; Cucurbitales; Cucurbitaceae
Product: dihydroneopterin aldolase 2
Exons: 5
Coding region: 375-830 (151 amino acids)
Biological process (GO): folic acid-containing compound metabolic process
Cellular component (GO): cytoplasm
Molecular function (GO): dihydroneopterin aldolase activity
Source: RefSeq, a predicted model, not a curated record